AAGCAAAUGUGGGCAUAGUGAACAUAAACACAAUGACAAAUUAAUUAUAACAAUCCACACAUACGGUUCGGAUUUCAAAGUACAAGGAGCUACGGUGUUGCCUGUUGGAUCAUCAGCGGUGAAGCAAAGCAUUUACAAUUGGAAUAUUCAAAGUUGAGUAAGAAUUGUUGAGAAUCAAGUAAACAGGAUGCAGCUGCCAACGCAAGCAUGGAUCUGGUCAAUCCUAAUCGUAUUCGUCAGCCUAGAGGCUCAGGCAGAAUUGAAUCUGGAUAAGCUCGACAUGCAAAGCCAAAUUCCAGAGGAUUUGUUAAAAAACAGCAGCUUCAAUCAAGCAAAGGAAGCUUUUCGCAAGAAGUGCAUCGAGGUUUCCGGCGAAAAAAAUGGCGAACAGGCGUACGCCGAUAUAGAGACUGGCUUCUUAACACUUAGCGAAUGCAUGAACAACAUUGUCAACUAUACGACAAUGCAGAAGGAAAUUCAGGAGGCGAGUCCUCAGGGCGAACUGGACGUCGUCUUCAAUAAGUACUGUGCGAAGCGCUCGAAUGCGACAGAAUGCGUUGAUGCCUUCACGAACAAGCUGGUGCCGUGUCUGGAUAAGAAGGAGCUGGAGAGCCUGGAUGUGAUCAAACAUAUCGUGAAAAGUCUGUUAAACUUUGUAUGUCACAAGGAUGGCGAUCAGAUAGCAUUAUUCAUUGCCGAAGAAGGCUUCGAAUGCCUCGAAUCACAAAAGGACAAUAUUCACCAGUGCUUCAAUAGCACCUUCUCAACCUAUUUCGAUGAGAUCGACAUGCAGGGCAACAACAAAAUCAAAACAAUACCCAAACUAGUUGUCGAGGAGAAACAAUGCGGCGACAUAAUCACAUUUGAGAACUGCGUUGUGCGUCACCUGGAACACUGCUCGAAAAUCACACCGGCCAAUCUAAUAGAGUCGAUGUUCAAUUUUAUAAGGAACGAAACUCUAUGCCGCAACUACAAUCAGAUGGCAUUGACUGGGGGAGCUAAUGCAUUUGCCCAUGUUACUCAUAUAAAUAACAUACUCAUCUUUUCAAUCAUGCUCGUUAUUCUCUUUAAGUUCUCCUAUUUUAAGUAAUUUCUCUUCUUUUCAUUCCAAUUUGUAAUGGAAUGAAUGGUGCAUGCUUCUAUAUUUAAGAAAAAAAAAAUAUGCUUGCUUGCUUGCCAAAAACAAGAACAACAAAAAAAUGGAAUGGAAACAAAAGCAAAAAUAAUGAGGUGUCAAUUGAGAUUUCUUAUACAUAUUUCGACGAAUAAGAAAUAGUUUUUCCACAAAAUGCAAUCGAACGAACUUAAAGAAUAUGUAUAUUCUUCACAAUAUGUAUUAUGAACAUGCUUUAUUAUUAUUAUUUUAUGCUUUUAUAUCAAAUAUUGAAUAUUUACUACAUAUUGAAAAUCAAGGAAAUCUCAUAAACAUAUAAAAAACCAAUAUAUUUAUAUAGAGGUAAAGGUUGAAAGUUUGUAAAGACUUGGCGUAUAAAUGGAAAUACAUAAUUGGAA
Drosophila navojoa is the source of this 1512-nucleotide messenger RNA. RefSeq names its product 27 kDa hemolymph protein. The record is from RefSeq and is a predicted model, not a curated record. Lineage: Eukaryota; Metazoa; Arthropoda; Insecta; Diptera; Drosophilidae.